Micropterus dolomieu (smallmouth bass) is the source of this 738-nucleotide messenger RNA. RefSeq lists its product as uncharacterized. The transcript is spliced from 3 exons. Lineage: Eukaryota; Metazoa; Chordata; Actinopteri; Centrarchiformes; Centrarchidae. The record is from RefSeq and is a predicted model, not a curated record. The coding region runs from base 1 to 738 and encodes 245 amino acids. Gene Ontology annotation, biological process: response to bacterium.
AUGAUUGGAAGACUGACUCCUGUGAUUCUUCUUUGCACAGUGUCUCUGAUUCAACCGGCAGAUGUUCCUCGUCCCAUCAAUAUGACUGUGGUUGAAGUUGGUGGAAGUGUUACUAUGCAAUGUCCAGUUUCUAUUGCGGAAAUUAAAUUCUUUCACUGGUAUAAGCAGUCUCUUGGAUAUAUGGUCCAAACUGUUGCUACAGGAGUUUAUGGCAACAUAAACUGCCUUGGACUAUUUAAAAACCCACGUUUCAAAGUCGAUGGUCAGUAUUUUUUUAGCAUCAGAAAUGUUACCAAAGAGGAUGAAGCAAUAUACUUCUGUCAAGGUGGAACAGAGUUGUCACAAGAUUUUUUGGGUGGAUUCUUCUUGGCAGUAAAUGAUAACAAUCAGCAGACUGUUUACUUGAAACAAAGUCCGAAGACAGCAUCGGUCCAGUUGGGAGGCUCAGUGACUCUCCAGUGUUCACUUCUCUCUCAGAACAAAGGGAACACAGAUCAGUGUCCAGGUUCACACAGUGUGUACUGGUUCAGAGCUGGAUCAGGAGAAUCCCAUCCAGGCAUCAUUUACAGUCAUAAGAGCAGGAAUGGUGAACAACAGAAAAGGAGCUGUGCCUACAAUCUCUCCAAAACUAUAAGGAAUUCCUCUGAUACUGGGACUUACUACUGUGCUGUAGUCACAUGUGGAGAGAUGCUGUUUGGUGAAGGAACCAAAGUGGACACAAGUAUGUAUUUACAGUAG